AUGAACGCGAAUAAAGAGCUUGACGAGACGACCAAGGAACAGUACCACAGCAAAGUCAUCCACAUUCUAAUUGAUUCACUCUCAUCGUCACCUAACCCGGAAUAUGACUCAAACCUAUUGGCCACAGUAGUCAUUCUUCGCAUGUCAGAACAAUUUUGCGAGAUUGAUAAAGAUGUGCGUCAUCACCUUGCCGGCGCUUCUUCAUUAUUCACUUUGCGAGGAUCCAUACGCAAAUGGUCGGUGCACGACACCGAUCUUGCGGGGACAUCAUUUUGGAUAUAUCUUCGAGAAAGCCUCCGACUAUGCUUUCUUAACGAGGAAAAGUGCCAAUUCGAUUUGGACCUGAUUGAAAAAGAAUCCGCGUUUCUUCCAGCCUCUGAGGAGGUUUGGACUAAUCGAAUUACCUACAUCUUGGCACUAGUGUGUAAUUUUGCUUUUGGCAAACAUACAAAGACCCAGACAGUUCCAGAUGCGGCAGAGUUGAGGAAAGCGAUCAAUCUAUGGGCGAGCAAGGUCCCAGCGACGUUCCGCCCUUGGUGUUUCCGGGAGGGCAAGUCGGGUCCUUUUCCAGCGAUCCAUUUUCUAAGCACAUGGCACGUUCUCAAAAAUGCUGAUACCGAUGAUCAUUAA
Molecule: messenger RNA, 630 nt
Organism: Cladophialophora psammophila CBS 110553
Lineage: Eukaryota; Fungi; Ascomycota; Eurotiomycetes; Chaetothyriales; Herpotrichiellaceae
Exons: 2
Coding region: 1-630 (209 amino acids)
Source: RefSeq, a predicted model, not a curated record